GGUGCCUACGUGACUAACCGGCGUCUGAUUAGGAGAAAGGCGGAGGAACUCUGUGCGCAUGAGCAGUCCAUCCGUGCAACGUGGAGAGAGAGAGAGAGAGAGAGAAUGCCUAAGAAGCGGGGAGAGUGUGGAAGCGUGGUUCAGGAGAUGGAUAACCUGGAGGAGAAGCUGUGCCGGUGUAGAGAGAGCUUGGAAGAGUUGGAUCUUAAGCUACGGAGAGAAGAACUGACUCCUGAGGGAAGAGAGUUACUGGAGAAAGAGAAAAACCUGCUAGCAACCAAAGCUGAAAAUUAUGAGAAAGAACUGAAAGUGCUUCGCCAGGAAAAUCGCAAGAAUGCAGCACUCUCAGUAGCUCUUGUGCUGUUGGUUGUCGUUAUUUACACUUGCUGGACAAUGUAACAGCUUUUGCUGAGAUCUCCUAAUGACUUGACUGCGAUAACCUCUUCCUCUCCCUCACCAGACUGUCUCGAGGGUGUGAUCAGCUUUCCAAGCCAGUGCUGUCAAGACACCUUCAAAUCAUAAUAGCCUAGACAAUCCUUGCCGUUGACGCCUGAAGAAAAUUAACACAGCAUAAGCUGUUUGGGAGAAGAGGCUAAAGUUUGGUUGGAGCCCUCCUGUUAUUCUGUGGUGAAUGCUCUGUAAUGUCUCGAUUUUCCUGUUCUUAAGAAGCCACCUGUGUGUAAUCAACCCUUCACAUUGUUCCAGCAUCUCAGGCAUUUUGAAGAUGAAAUCCUCUUCUUUGCCACAACCCUAUUCAGAAGAUACAAAGCCUCUCCAGGCUUCCUCUAUUCCCAUUUCCAUAGUCCUGAACACCUUUUUCUCCUGCUGCUCAGGAGCAUAGGUGGAGCAACCUUGAAGGGCACAGGACAGGAGAAUUUCCUGGGGGUGGCAGGGAGCAAGUUGACCAAUUCCAUAAUUUGAAUGUUGUCGUUAUGCAUGGAAGUGGAUCCAAUUUCUGCCUCCCUGCUGUGACUGCCUAAGAAAUAAAUGUGCCAAGUAGGAA
This is a messenger RNA of Rhineura floridana, 1003 nucleotides long. It is a transcript of the gene CCDC167, whose product is annotated as coiled-coil domain containing 167. Bases 106 to 399 code for a protein of 97 amino acids. The transcript has 4 exons. The record is from RefSeq and is a predicted model, not a curated record. NCBI's taxonomy places the organism in Eukaryota, Metazoa, Chordata, Lepidosauria, Squamata, Rhineuridae.